Messenger RNA from Penicillium angulare, 963 nucleotides. Its product is annotated as ketopantoate reductase family protein. The coding region runs from base 1 to 963 and encodes 320 amino acids. The transcript is spliced from 3 exons. The record is from RefSeq and is a predicted model, not a curated record. NCBI's taxonomy places the organism in Eukaryota, Fungi, Ascomycota, Eurotiomycetes, Eurotiales, Aspergillaceae. Gene Ontology annotation, cellular component: cytoplasm. Gene Ontology annotation, molecular function: oxidoreductase activity.
AUGACCAAGAGCAGAGUUCUCCUUGUUGGCACUGGUGGCAUAGGCACCGUAUCGGCAUACCAUCUGGAGAAGGGAGGCCUUGCUGAAGUCACGGCCGUAAUGCGAUCGAAUUACGAGGCCGCAAUGAAAAAUGGUAUCGAUAUCGACUCCGUGCAAUUUGGUCAAAUCAAGGCCUGGAAACCAACUGCCAUUACAAAGAGCGUGCCAGAUGUCUCCAAAGAAGACACUCAACCGUUCGACUACAUCCUCGUCACCACCAAGAGUAUCCCUGAUGCCCCUCCAACAGUUGCGGACAUCAUUGCCCCAGCCGUCACCCCAGGCAAAACAGCCAAUGUACUUUCUCAAAACGGCAUCAACAUCGAGAAACCUCUUAUUACCCGAGAUCUACCAGACGACGACGAUUGCCAGAAGAUCGGCGCAUUUUUCAGUCCCCAAGUUCCCACUGAAGCCGCCGAAGCCGCCGCAAAGCAAUACGUACAGAUAUAUAACCCAGACGGCAAACUGGAUGUCAUCUACGCACCUGAAAUUGACAAGAUCCGCUGGCGCAAAAUCGCGUAUAAUGCAUCAAUGAACCCCGUGGCUACUAUCUUGCGCAUGGACGUUCCUCGCAUUAAAAUGAGCAAACAUAUCGUUGAUGACUUGAUUGUGCCUAUCGUACUGGAGAUUCGGGCUGUUGCCGAAGCUAAAGGAGUUACACUGCAGCCUGAUCUUAUUCAUGCUGUCACUCAUCAGGAUCCGAAUGAUACAGCUUUCAAGCCGAGUAUGUGCCAGGACUAUGAGAAGGGAAAUCUUAUGGAGAUUGAGAACAUUGUUUCUGAGCCAUUGCGUGAGGCAGAGAAAUUGAAUAUCCCUACACCUACACUAAAGACUGUUUAUGGUAUCACGAAGGGCCUGCAGUUGAAGGUCAAGGAAGAGAAGGGUCUGUGGGGGCCGAAGUUUGAGCCGGGAAAUCCUUAUGAAUAA